Molecule: messenger RNA, 1381 nt
Organism: Halteromyces radiatus
Lineage: Eukaryota; Fungi; Mucoromycota; Mucoromycetes; Mucorales; Cunninghamellaceae
Product: histone acetylation protein-domain-containing protein
Exons: 1
Coding region: 51-1301 (416 amino acids)
Biological process (GO): DNA damage response
Cellular component (GO): nucleus
Molecular function (GO): histone H3K56 acetyltransferase activity
Source: RefSeq, a predicted model, not a curated record
UUUGUUGUUGCUGCUAAUAAUUAUUUAAAUAUUGAUCAACUAUUAUUAUCAUGGACUCUUUCUUCAAAAAGGAAGUCGAACAAAGGUUUUCAACACUUCCUACUGAUCAAAACUAUCAUAUUUACAACUUGAAUAAAAAGCAAGAAAAGUGCGCCUCCUUGAUACCCACCAAACCUCCUUCUUUUAUACAUGUUAUUCAUCGAUUAAUCUUAGUGACAGCAACAAUGCAAUCAACUAAACAAAUUUUAGUGAGCGGCAUGGAAGUAUACGAAUAUAUAUCAAACGAUGAACACACAACUAUUUAUAUCGGCAAGAUAGAUACAACAGGCUCGACGUUAGCAAGAGGUGUAACGCGACGAUUGGUACAAGCGUAUAUAGCGACAUUGAAGUAUCUCAACUGUCCAUGUAACAUUCAUGUCUUUGCUCGUGCACAACCUCAAUAUCUAUUUCCACUUUCUGCAAACGAUACAUUCAAACGUGUUUUAACGGAUCGACAACUGGUAGCUUGGUGGCGAACAACUUUAGGUGAUAGGGAUCUUUAUGGCCAAAGACAAAUGAAAUCAUUUUGGAUUGUGCCUGGGACUGAUGAACAAGACGCUCUAUAUGAUAUUGGACAUAAGCAACGAAGUACAACCAUUCAUUGGCAAUAUGGUUAUCCUUAUGAAUCAUCUGCUUUGGCAAAAGAUGUGAUACCUCGAUUUGAAGAUGAUGGAAAGGCCCGAUACCUUGGUACGUUGAUGAACUCUGGUAGCGAUGAUGACCCUUUAUCGGUGGAUGACUUUUGGACUUUGUUUGGAUAUAGUGAAGAAUGUGGUGCUGGAAAAUUGACUGGCGUAUUUGUAGUGAAGAUUCUUGACGACAAUGACGAAAUCAACAACAACAACAACAACAACAACAACAACAACAACAACAACAACAACAACAACAACAACAAUAAUAAUAAUAAUAAUUUGGCUUUGGAAGAUGAUGAUUAUACAACAUUAUGGAAUGAUCUAAUGGGAUUAGAUUUUCAUGACGAUGAAUCAAAUUUAAAAUCAACACAGCAUUUUCUUUCCACUUGGAAAUCUGUACUGUUACCUCGCCAAUUUGACAUCACAACAACUAACAAUCAUACAAACUCAUCAGUAUUACCGGAUGUUGAGAAGCAAGAAAGUCCUGUUCAAACAUUAUCUGUGAAACGAAAGAAUGAUAUACAAAAGAUUGACUCAAAUACCAAUACUACAUCGGUGAAUCAAACACAAUCUAUGGAAGCAACAUCUGUGAACGUAUUAGUUCCAAAAAGACGGAAAAAAAUGGAAUAGAUAGAUGGAUUUUAGAAUAGUUUAGAUUUGAUUACAAAGAACAAUAAAAAAAAAUAUUUUAUCAAAAUGAAAAAUGAAAA